Molecule: messenger RNA, 576 nt
Organism: Lactuca saligna
Lineage: Eukaryota; Viridiplantae; Streptophyta; Magnoliopsida; Asterales; Asteraceae
Source: the annotation of a GenBank genome assembly
AUGCAGGUUCCAAACUGUCAAGAUCCUUGGAGAAAUCAAGGAGUUCAGUUGAAGGAUGCUUCUCCAGAUGGAAGUGGUGAGGGCAGGGGGCUUGAACCAAGGUCAUCUGGACAAAAUGUUGGUGGGCCUCCUAGUUAUGAAGAUGCUGUGAGUGACGGUCAUAGCCCUGUUGAUACCAAGAGCAACUGCUCCACCACCACCAGCUGCCGCGCCACACCACCUCCAGUUACCACUACGCCGCCACCACCUGCAGUGACAGUCAACAAUGAAAACGAUGGGUUUGACUUUUUUGAUCCCCGUGGUGUUGUUCCUGCUCCUGCCCUUGCGUUUGCCCUGCAAGGAUCAGGUGGUGGAGAGAUGGAGGAUUUGUUUGGUUCUCUAUCAGAGUCUUUCUCUUCUUCAAAUGCUUUGGCUGUUGUAACAUCUACUUCAUCUAUAACCACUGAAGUUCAUCCUCCAGCAAAUACUAAUCCUUAUCUCACCUUCGAUACCUCAUCGACAAGUCGGGCAUUUGAUGAUCCGUUUGGUGAUGGUCCUUUCAAAGCUGUUCCUUCUACUGAUGGAUUUUCGGCUUAA